This is a messenger RNA of Xiphophorus couchianus (Monterrey platyfish), 2248 nucleotides long. It is a transcript of the gene mfsd2ab, whose product is annotated as MFSD2 lysolipid transporter A, lysophospholipid b. The record is from RefSeq and is a predicted model, not a curated record. Gene Ontology annotation, biological process: lysophospholipid translocation; lipid transport across blood-brain barrier; fatty acid transport. Gene Ontology annotation, cellular component: plasma membrane. Gene Ontology annotation, molecular function: lysophospholipid:sodium symporter activity; fatty acid transmembrane transporter activity. The transcript is spliced from 14 exons. NCBI's taxonomy places the organism in Eukaryota, Metazoa, Chordata, Actinopteri, Cyprinodontiformes, Poeciliidae. Bases 1 to 1548 code for a protein of 515 amino acids.
AUGGCCAAAGGAGAAGGAGCUGAACAAUACUCCAAUGCCAGUUUAUUAAACAAGUCGGUCAGCUCGGAUUCUAUCAAGCUCUCAAGAAAGCAUGAGCAGAGGACCAGGUUGUCGGUCUGCAACAAGAUCUGCUAUGCAAUCGGCGGCGCGCCCUACCAGAUCACAGGAUGUGCUCUGGGCUUCUUCCUGCAGCUCUACCUACUCGACGUAGCUCAGUUGGAUCCCUUCUACGCCUCAAUCAUCCUGUUCGUCGGCCGAGCGUGGGACGCCGUGACGGACCCCACGGUGGGCUUUCUGGUCUCCCGGAGCCCGUGGACUCGUUUCGGACGGAUGAUGCCCUGGAUCUUACUGUCCACGCCUUUUGCCGUGAUGUCUUAUUUCCUCAUAUGGUACGUCCCCCCCUUUGAACACGGCAAAGUCAUCUGGUACAUUUUCUUCUACUGCAUCUUCCAGACCCUGCAGACAUGCUUCCAUGUGCCAUACUCUGCCCUCACCAUGUUCAUCACCUCCGAGCAGAAGGAGAGGGACUCCGCUACGGCGUACAGGAUGACGGUGGAGGUUCUGGGCACCGUCCUCGGCACGGCCAUCCAGGGUCAGAUCGUGGGCAACGCUCACGCCCCCUGCCUGUCCUCCAACUCCUCCAUUCCCCCGAGCCACAACAUCUCCGACCAUUCCCUGCAGCACACGAGGAACGCGUACAUGAUCGCGUCCGCCGUCAUCUGCUCCAUGUACAUCCUGUGCGCCGUCGUCCUGUUCUGCGGCGUGAGGGAACACGAGGCUGUGGGGAUCAAAUCGAAGCCGAUGCCCUUCCUACAGGGCAUCAAGAUGGUGAUGGGGUACGGGCCGUACGCCAAGCUGGUCAUGGGCUUCCUCUUCACCUCGCUGGCUUUCAUGCUCCUGGAGGGAAACUUCGCUCUCUUCUGCAGCGCCACGUUGGGAUUCAGGAAGGACUUCCACAACAUCCUGCUGGUCAUCAUGGUCUCCGCUACGCUGGCCAUCCCGUUCUGGCAGUGGUUCCUGACUCGCUUCGGGAAGAAAAUGGCAGCUUACGUCGGAUCCUUGUCUGCCGUUCCCUUCAUGAUCAUGGUGGUGUGCGUACCGAGAAACCUCAUCAUCACCUACUUCGUGUCUUUUGCCUCCGGCGUGGCGGUGGCUGCAGCCUUCCUGCUGCCCUGGUCCAUGCUGCCCGACGUCGUCGACGAUUUCCAGGUCCAGAACCCGGACUCCACGGGACACGAAGCCAUCUUUUAUUCCUUCUACGUUUUCUUCACCAAGUUCGCCUCUGGCAUCUCGCUCGGCGUUUCCACGCUGAGUUUAGACUUUGCUGGAUACAUCACCAGAGGUUGCUCCCAGCCUAAGGAAGUGGACCUGACCUUGAAGCUGUUGGUUUCGGCCGCCCCCAUCGCCCUCAUCUUCAUCGGCCUGGGAAUCCUGUACACGUACCCCAUCACCGAGGAGAGGAGGCAGGGCAACCGCAAGAUCCUACAAGAGCUGAGGGACGAGGCGGACUCGGAGUCGGACUCCACGGAGGUGACGGAAAUGAUCUAGCGCGUCUUCUGGAAGCAACGUCCGGACCAAUCUGUUGGCCGGCUGACAUUUUGCACUGGGCGGGACCAACGGACCAGGACCCGGACCUUUCUGUGCCCGUAGGAUCGCACAGAAACCGCAUCGUCCGACCAACGCUGCUGCUGCUGCUGCUGCUGCUGAGGAUCCAAGUACAAACCGUAUGAGCCGCGCUGGCCUUUCCCAAAACAUCCCGCUCCUCCAUUUUAAAUUUUUUUUUUUUUUAUCUCCGCGAUGUUUUCCUGGUGUGACUUUCGACGCCUCGCCAAGCCUUACCUUUUUGUACGACAUGCUACUAUCGAGUACAAAGUGAGAAACUUUUUUUUCCUUUUAAAGGUUGGUCUCUAAAUGAAAUUGCACAAAAAAAAAAAGUAAAAAAAGAAGGAGGGCGGGAGGGGUAAACUUUGCAUUAAUGGUGCUUUUGUACGUGCGACACUGAACAGUAACGACCUUUAGCACUGCGCUGGAAAUAACGUCACAGUAGACUUUCAAACAUCGGAAGAAGCUGCCAUUUUGUCAUUUUGUGGUUUUUUUUGCCUGAAUUUCACUCAUAUUGCAGAGGCAAAAUUUGAAAAAACAAAACACAAACCGACGACGAGUGCCAAUCGCUCACUGAAUAUCUCAUUGUAGUUUACAAAAGCGGAUCAAACGUUCGCGUCGCGUGAGCGCAGCGAGUGUGCGCACA